This is a messenger RNA of Alligator sinensis (Chinese alligator), 2213 nucleotides long. RefSeq names its product WW domain containing oxidoreductase (gene WWOX). The record is from RefSeq and is a predicted model, not a curated record. The transcript has 9 exons. Gene Ontology annotation, molecular function: protein binding. NCBI's taxonomy places the organism in Eukaryota, Metazoa, Chordata, Crocodylia, Alligatoridae. The coding region runs from base 265 to 1452 and encodes 395 amino acids.
ACGUAAUAACUUUUUUGCCACUGGGCUUGUUCUUUGUCCAGUGUGGGAUGUUUCAUAAUAUGGUUAAACCAGUUUGUGGAAGCACGGAGGUGGUUGGUUAGUUGUGCACGGCCAAAGAUGGCAGAAGGUUGGGCACAGUGGCACCUUAGAGACUGAGUGCUUCAGAGAGAAAAGAGCUUCUGUAGGCAAUGACCUACUUUAGAUGCUAGGAAUGCAGCCAUCUUGCAUGAACCAGUUAUUGAGAAAUGUGCCAUUUGCUGGCCCAUGCCAAAGUAUUCCUCACUCUCUUAUGUUUGCAAUCAUCUGGAAGAGAAAACCCAAUGGGAGCAUCCUAAAUCAGGCAAAAGGAAACGAGUUGCAGGAGAUCUGCCAUAUGGAUGGGAGCAGGAAACGGAUGAAAAUGGCCAAGUCUACUUUGUGGACCAUAUAAACAAAAGGACCACGUACCUUGACCCGAGACUGGCGUUUACAGUGGAAGAGAAUCCAGUCAAACCUACAACUAGACAGAAAUAUGAUGGAAACAGUACUGCAAUGGAGAUACUUCAGGGUUGUGAUUUGAGUGGAAAAGUGGUCAUCGUCACUGGAGCAAAUUCAGGAAUAGGAUUUGAAACUGCAAAGUCCUUUGCACUUCAUGGGGCAUAUGUUAUCCUUGCCUGCAGAAAUAUGUCAAGAGCCAGUGAUGCUGUACAGCACAUCCUAGCUGAAUGGCAUAAAGCCAAGGUAGAAGCAAUGACCUUAGACCUCGCUUCUCUUCACAGUGUGCAGCACUUUGCUGAAGCAUUCAAAUCCAAGAAUGUGCCCCUUCACAUCCUGAUCUGCAAUGCUGCUGUUUUUGCUCUCCCAUGGUCCUUGACAGAGGAUGACUUGGAGUCCACCUUUCAGGUGAAUUACUUGGGGAAUUUUUACCUUGUCCAGCUCCUUGAAGAUGUUCUGCGUCGCUCAUCUCCUGCAAGAGUUGUGAUGGUUUCAUCAGAAUCACACAGAUUUACAGACAUAAAAGACUCCUCGGGAAAACUUGACUUUAGUCUGCUUUCUCCAUCUAAGAAAGAGUACUGGGCUAUGCUGGCGUACAACCGUUCCAAGCUUUGCAAUAUACUCUUCUCCAAUGAGCUAAACCGACGCCUUUCUCCCCAUGGGGUGACAUCUAAUGCAGUGCAUCCUGGAAAUAUGAUGUACUCGUCUCUCCAUCGCAACUGGUGGGUGUAUACCCUGCUGUUUACCUUGGCUCGGCCUUUCACCAAAUCCAUGCUUACUGUAUGGAACAAAGAUGCAGACAAUGUACAGGAGACACCAAGUCACUGGAGAAGCAUCAUCAAUGCUGCCUGCAGAAGAUCUUUCAAAUCCAGCAGGAAGACAGACGCACCAAUAUUAGCAUCCUCUCUCAAGCGAACGCCACGAGCAAUGAGGCGACAAUCAUCCAACAUCAGCUUUGCUAAGCUGCCACUUCAUUGAAAUCUCCGACUCCAGACUCCUGCUGCAAGUUUUAUUUUCCCAGCUCAGUCAAGGUGUGCACUCUAGAGGAGGGGAAGGAAAGCACUUGAAGGACAUCCUCAAGGCCAACUUAAAAAAAAAGCAACAUUAACAUCAGCUUGUGGGAGACUAUCGCCCAGCAUCACCCCAAAUGGAGGAAGAGUCUGCUGUGAGGAUCUCAGUACUUUGUAAUCUUACAGCAACAACAGGCGAUGGAAAGGCAGGAGCAGCAGAAGCUGUGCCGUGGAUCAACUCAAGAAUCCAGAGCCACCCAUCCUGCAUGGAAACAUGCCCAAGUUCCAACAGUCUCUCUUGAUCCUGGAUUGGCCUCGUCAGCCGUCUUUGGAUCCACAGAUAAGACAUCAUGGAAGGCAAUCAUCCUUGACUGCAAGGGAUUACCAAAGAAGAUAUACUGAAUGCCCAAGUGCCAUUUCUCCCUAUGCUUAUAAAGAGUAACAGUAUGCGAUGGGUUGUAGAAGGGAAAGGAGGAAAGAAAGAGAGUGGAAGGUAGGAAGGGGAAGAGGGAAUGACUUCUGUUGUAAGAGGCCAUAGUGGCUCGUGGUUCUGUGUUCUUGGAGGAGUUAUGCAGAAGGCAUAACCUUAGAGCACCUUGGAGACUAACUGGUUAGAUUUCUAUCCUUGGAUGUGAGGGCUGUUCAGUACCUGGGUACUAGUUGGUGCUGAGUUAGUUGAAUGGUGGGUCCCUAAGCAUCCUUCAGCACCUGGAAGCUUAAAUGUUCAUG